Molecule: messenger RNA, 833 nt
Organism: Eucalyptus grandis
Lineage: Eukaryota; Viridiplantae; Streptophyta; Magnoliopsida; Myrtales; Myrtaceae
Exons: 2
Coding region: 383-757 (124 amino acids)
Source: RefSeq, a predicted model, not a curated record
GCUUGGCCCGGUCCACGAGGGGUUGCACUGACCAAUUUAAGGUAGAUGACGACAAUAGACUGUCCACCAACAACCGACAAUCAGAUAAAAGAAGUAUUUCUUUUUCUGGGGAAUUGGGGAUUAGGUUUGCAGAGAUAAAAUCUAGGGUUUCAACCAAAGCAACAGCCUCCGCUUGCUCAGCCGAACUUACCUCAAUAUGCUUUGCAAACCCAUCGCGAAUUUUACCAAAGGAAUCUCUACAGACGCAAGCAAUAGCAGCCCGAGGUCUUGUUCUUGUAUGAUGAGGACCAAAAGAAGAAGAUCUUGUCUGGUAAUAGCCGAAGUCAGCUUCAGUCGUCUCUCUGGAUUGGGCGUGGCCAAAUACCGAAGAUAAAGCAGGCUGAUGGAUGAGAUCAGGUCCGGGAAGAGGGGCUUCUCUUUCUUCAACAGCACAGGGGCCGUAUGCAUAGCUGUGUCGUUGCCGGUGCCGGAGCUCAAAGGAAAGUCUUCUGCCUCUUCCGAACUGCAAGUCUUGCCAUGGUGGGCGUUAUUUGUGGGUCUUGCGAGCAUCAGUGGUGCUGGAAGUGCAGAUAUGGUGAAACUGAGAAUUUGUUCGUCAGUUGCAGGGGUACCAUCUUCGGCAGCGAAAAUUCCGCAGGUCAGGGGAAUGCGAUCGGUGAGAUCUGGUCGGGAUCUCGGGCCUUCUUCCACAGCACAGGUACGUUGGUUCCUCGUUUCUUCUUCCCUUUCUUCCGGGUCGCAAUGCCUACUGCGUUGAGCAUCGAUAGUGACUCUGAGGUUCUGCUGUAUUACUGGGAAAUCAGAUCUGGUAGAUCUGAGGGUUCUUUCCUCAG